AUGGCUUCCACAACUAUCAAAAUUGCCCUCGAUUGGACGCCAAAUACCAUCCACAGUGAUCGUGGACUUGACGUCGAGAUAUUAUCACCUGACGCUGAAUAUACCAAGACUCCAGCAAAAAGACUUGAAGCGGGCGAAGUCGAUUUGGCAAUCUGCCCCUCGGAGUCAUGCAUUGCCUACAACGAGACUGGCAAGAUGCCUCUCCAGGCAAUCUAUGUGAUACUCCAGCGCGAUGCUUCGGCUAUUGCCAGCACCCAUCUCGGAUCCAUGCGUGGACUAUCUGGCAAGAAAUAUGGCAGCUAUAAUGCUCGCUAUGAGGAUGCGAUCGUCAAGGCCAUGGUCACUCACGAUGGCGGCGAGGGCUCCGCUGUCGAGAUAGUCCAAUCAGAAGGCAAAUUGACCAUGUUCGAGGCGCUCCUGACAGGACGUGUGGACGCUACAUGGAUCUUUCUACCCUGGGAAGGAGUUGAAGCCGAGUCAAAAGCCAUCAAACUCAACCACUUUCCUCUCAAGGACUUUGACAUUCCAUAUGGUUAUUCGCCGGUCAUUGCCCGCAAUAAAGCGGCCAACCUAUCCCCGGAAACUCUAAAAGCCUUCCUGUCUGCCACGCAGCAAGGAUUCCAACACUCCAUCGACCAUCCCGAAGAUGCCGUCGAGGCCUUGCAUGAGCAUUGCGAGCCGCAGCGCUCCAGAGAAUUCUUACGCGCGAGUCAGACGAGUAUCAACCAAUUCUAUGCUGGAGAUGAGGGUUCACUUGGGACGAUGGCGCCUGCGAAGUGGAAUGCGUGGAUCAAGUGGUUGGUUGAGCGGGAGUUGAUUAAGGACUCGGCCCGCGUGCAGUCUGCUAGUAUUUUCACCAAUGAAUUCAUCGAAUGACAUGUUCCGUCGUUGUGAAGUGCUUGGGUUCGAUCUUGUGCAGGGGUGCGAAUUUCACUCUUUGGUGCGGUAUGAAAGAACGACUAGAUAUGAGAUAUUGUAUGUGAAAUGUGCGCCAGG
Messenger RNA from Dissoconium aciculare CBS 342.82, 996 nucleotides. RefSeq names its product NMT1-domain-containing protein. The record is from RefSeq and is a predicted model, not a curated record. The coding region runs from base 1 to 876 and encodes 291 amino acids. The transcript is spliced from 2 exons. Gene Ontology annotation, biological process: thiamine biosynthetic process. NCBI's taxonomy places the organism in Eukaryota, Fungi, Ascomycota, Dothideomycetes, Mycosphaerellales, Dissoconiaceae.